Molecule: messenger RNA, 1415 nt
Organism: Arabidopsis arenosa
Lineage: Eukaryota; Viridiplantae; Streptophyta; Magnoliopsida; Brassicales; Brassicaceae
Source: the annotation of a GenBank genome assembly
GUCUCUUCUUGGUCUCCUUCUCAUGCUUCUCUUAAUCUACAACAGCUUCUCUGUCUUCUCUCUUCAUCUGGUUCCAACCUCACCUAUUCAAUCCACCCUUUCACCAACUCAUCUUCAGAUUCUUCAUCAUCAGACAUCAACAUCAUCAUCUGAGUCAGAUUCUUCAUUGUUGCUUGUGGUGAAAGAAACCUCUUUAGGGUUCAUACAGAAGCAGAACGUUUCGUCGACAAGGACAGAGAGAAAGAUGAGGAGAUUCAAGAGAAGAACCGAGUUAACUUCUGCGAUAACACAGCGGUUACAAGUCAAAUCAAGACAGAGAUUUAACACGAAGUUCAAGUCUUUCUUGUCCAAAUCAUCUUGUGAGUCACUCUUCUUCAUGACUUGGAUCUCCUCCAUCGAAUCUUUCGGUGAUCGAGAGCGAUUCACUAUAGAGAGUCUCUUCAAAUUUCACCCAAACAGCUGUUUGAUUUUGGUCUCAAACUCAUUUGACUGUGACAGAGGAACUCUAAUCUUGAAACCCUUUACAGAUAAAGGGCUUAAAGUGCUUCCAAUUAAACCUGAUUUUGCUUACAUCUUCAAAGAUACAUCAGCAGAGAAAUGGUUUGAAAGUUUGAAGAAAGGAAGGUUUAGUCCAGGAGUGAUUCCAUUAGAGCAAAACCUCUCUAACCUUCUAAGAUUAGUCUUGCUCUACAAAUUCGGCGGAAUCUACUUAGACACAGACGUUAUAAUCCUCAAAUCUCUCAGCAAUCUCCACAACGUAAUCGGAGCACAAACAGUUGACCCGGUUACAAGAAAAUGGAGCAGGCUCAACAACGCGGUGCUCAUCUUCGACAAAAACCAUCCUUUGCUUAAAAGGUUCAUCGACGAAUUCUCAAGAACCUUCAACGGUAACAAAUGGGGCCACAACGGUCCCUACUUAGUGUCGAGAGUCAUUGCAAGAAUCAACAUUUCCUCCUCUUCGGAUUUGGGAUUCUCAGUUCUUCCACCAUCUGCAUUUUAUCCGGUGGAUUGGACUACAAUCAAAGGAUUCUACAGAGCGCCCACGAGUGAGACCGAGGCUAACUGGUUGCGGAAGAGGCUUACGCAUUUACGCAAAAAUACAUUCGCUGUUCAUCUUUGGAACAGAGAGAGUAAGAAACUUAGGAUUGAAGAAGGAAGCAUCAUUCAUCAACUCAUGUCUCAUUCUUGCAUUUUUUGUAACUCUUCUUCUUUACAUUUAAGUUAAAUCAUGUAAAGUAUAUUUCCACGAGAGACAAGGACAAAUCUGUGUUUGUUGUGAACAUACAGAUUUGCUGAUCUAUCUGCCAUUCUUAGGAGCCGUACAAAUAGCCAAUGUGUAUUUUGUAAUUUGUACAUCAAAAGUCUGGUUUUUUAGUUAUUUACUAGACGCAAUCUUUCGGGUCAAUUUUUUAUUU